Fundulus heteroclitus (mummichog) is the source of this 2254-nucleotide messenger RNA. It is a transcript of the gene endouc, whose product is annotated as endonuclease, polyU-specific C. The coding region runs from base 122 to 1066 and encodes 314 amino acids. Gene Ontology annotation, molecular function: RNA endonuclease activity. The record is from RefSeq and is a predicted model, not a curated record. NCBI's taxonomy places the organism in Eukaryota, Metazoa, Chordata, Actinopteri, Cyprinodontiformes, Fundulidae. The transcript has 8 exons.
CAGUUUGCUCUCAGCCCCCUGCUGAGUUCUGGACUCUGGGUGGAGAGACUGGACUCAGUGAAACAUCAGUGAACGCUCCGCGCCGCAGUGGGAACUGUACAAGCGAAGAGUUUCUGUUACCAUGGCUCUAAGGCUUGGCGGAGUCCUCCUCCUUGCAGCGCUGCUCUGCGGAGUCGACGCGUCAAGCAACAGGCCCGCUGUAAACCAGGAGCUCUCCAACCUUUUCAACGAGCUCUGGAGGCUGGACGCGAACCGCAUGACGCCCGGGGUGGACUACACCGUCUCCGUCCAGGGCAGAGCGGGCUUCGUGAACCAGGGCAGCCACGUCGUGCUGGAUCACGCCUCGCUGCCUCUCUUCUCCAACGUGGACGAGAACAAGCUGAGGAACAUCACCACCUAUGCCCACUUCAUGAAGCUCCUGGACAACUACGAGCGGUCGACGGGCAUCACAGAGCGAGUCACCCCGGAGGAGCUGACAGAGAUCAGUCUCUUCCUGGACGCCGUUCUGGAGACGCAAGUCAUGAAGCGUGCUCAUCAGUACCUGGUGAGCAAAGGGAAGUCCAGCUCUGACUCCAGGCAGUUUAAGAGUCAGCUCAACCUGAUCUGGUUCCACCUGUACCACCGGCAGAGAAACACAGGCCCAGACUCUUGUGGAUUUGAACACGUCUUUGUCGGUGAAACCAAAUCCGGCACAGAAAUAAUCGGGUUUCACAACUGGGUCCAGUUCUACUUGCAGGAGAAAAACAGCCACUUGGACUACAAAGGCUACAAGGCCAGAGACCACGACCUGCCCGAUCAGGACGACCACGUCCUCAACCUCCAGUUCAGCUGGCACGGCGUGGUGAAGCCCGUCGGCAGCGCCUUCAUCGGCACCAGCCCCGAGUUUGAGAUGGCCCUCUUCACCGUCCUCUUCCUCAUCAACACGGAGCGAAGCACCACGGCGCUGGUCAACAUCGACCAGUGUCAGAUGGAGCUGGUGGUGAUCAGGCAGGGCCGCUGUCUGGGGACGGCGUACCCCAAACUGCUCAGCAGCAACAGCAGACAUGUUGGGCAGCACUCGCACUGACUCCUGCGGCACCUGAAGGCAUCACGGCCUAAAAGCGGGUGGAGAAAUCUGCGUCCAUCAGGAGAAUCAUAAUCUGUGUUGAUUCAACCAUGUAUCUUUUAAUCAACUGUUUUAUUAGGGGAAUAGGAUUUGUUACGUUUGUCAGUUAAAGGUGUAAUGGGUUAUUAAGCUGUGAGAACUUUAUAUUAAUCAUUCUCAUGAAUCAAAGUAAUGCUAAAUGUUCUAAUGGCCCUAAAAUUAUUUUAGAAAUAAAAGCAUUGCCUGUGCAAACAUCCUUUAAAGAGUGUAAACUCAUUAAUGUCUUGUUAUUUGAGCAGCAACGACAUGAUGCAGCUAAUCUAAAACGAAUACUACUUUCUUUUCUUGAUGGUUUUAUUUUUCACAUUGAAGCUGAUGGACUCGGGGUUUCUUUGAAUUGCUCUGACAUGACAAGACUAUUUUGUUUUUUUAAGGUCUCUGAAUAUUGUCGAACAACUUUUUCUUAUCCUAUAUGAUUUCACAAGAUGUGUCUUCUCCCAUUCUGUUUUUGUUUUUAUCUCACCCGUCAGUUUUUGUGUUCGAUUUAGGUCACGUGAACCCUUUCUGUGAUUGUUUUGCCACAUGUUCUGGAUAAUUACCCUGAAAUCUACAAUCGUCUCUUUAAGACUUCAUAAUUCAUAUAGGCCAUUUUUAGUUACCUUGACUUUAUGGCAAUAAAUGGGUGAACAUGUGUAUUAUACAGAAGAGGAUUAGGGCCAUCAAAAAUAAAAUAAAAAAAGGAGGGGGGCAUUAAAAAAUGUCUAUUCAGUUCUGACUUAUUUCUCAGAAUUCUGACUUUAAACUUAUGAGAUAAAAUCAGAAUUAAGUAGAGUUUUUUUUAAAUAGCUCUACUUAUUUUUUUUUAAUGGCCCUAAUCCUGUUCCAUAGUAUUAAAUAUUAUUACUUCUCCUGUGUAACAUAAGUUUAAAUUGCAAAAUAAAAACUUGUCUUCCAAAUCCUGUUUGUGCUGAUUUUACAGCAGCAGACUCUGCAGGCAAAUUUCUUUGUUAAAAAAAUUGGAAUCUGUAUGUUUUCCUUUUAUUUGAUCAAGAAACAAAGCAUAAUUGAAAGUGUCUGUGGAUUGUUUGUCUAUGUUUUUUCUUUUUUUUUCCCCUUCGUUUUUUAUAUGGAAUAAUUUAGUCAGAAAUAAAGAUGAAUAUAUCAUGAAUA